Arabis nemorensis is the source of this 828-nucleotide messenger RNA. Lineage: Eukaryota; Viridiplantae; Streptophyta; Magnoliopsida; Brassicales; Brassicaceae. The record is from the annotation of a GenBank genome assembly.
AUGGGUAAUGACGAAGCUUUCACUUGGGUGAUAAAGAAUUUCUCAUCUUUGCAAUCUGAGAAAAUUUAUUCUGAUCCAUUCGUUAUCGGUGGCUGCAGAUGGCGUCUUUUGGCAUAUCCCAAAGGAUUUAAAAAGGAUAAUAAUUUGUCUCUGUAUAUGGUUGUUGUUGAUUAUAAAUCUUUGCCUUCUGGAUGGAGAAGACACGCGAAAGUUUCCUUUACCAUAGUAAAUCAACGUCCGGGAGAAAAUUCAGAACUUAAAGAAACAUCUCACUGGUAUCAUGACAAGGUACUAGCCUGGGGAUUCCAUGAAAUGCUACCCUUAACCGAACUUAAAGCCAAAGAUAGCGGAUUUCUGGUAAACGGCCAUCUCAAAAUUGUUGCGCCUGUAAAUGUUCUUGAAGUUAUUGGCAAAUUAGAUGUAUCAGAGGAAUCUGAAGAGGCAACUCAACCGCUGAAAAAAAUAAAGCUAGAAGAUGAUAGUGCAGUGUCUAGUGAUUUACUCAACAAGACUCAAAAACUGAAUGAAAUCAAUGGGUAUACACUUCUUCCAUCACAGAUUAAUUUUUUGAAGCGUUUAUUUGUAAAUCAUCGAGACGUUGCAUCAGAGUUGCUUAAGAAGAACCCGCAUGUGAGGACAGGGUACAUGAAUGUCCUACUCAGCUUAACUCAUAAGCUAUGCCGAUCACCCCAAGAACUCUCGAAUGAUGAUCUGACUGAUGUACGCGCUGCAUCGCUGCAAGAAAUGGAAAAAGAGCUUAAGACAUUGAAGCAGAAGUGCUUAGACCUUGAAACUCAGAUGGAUAAGAAGAAGUCAGAGAUUUUGUAG